Iphiclides podalirius (scarce swallowtail) is the source of this 585-nucleotide messenger RNA. The record is from the annotation of a GenBank genome assembly. Lineage: Eukaryota; Metazoa; Arthropoda; Insecta; Lepidoptera; Papilionidae.
AUGUGGCAUCCAAUUAAGUGUUUCGAUAAUGAAGCGAUAACGAGUCACUAUCGAAACGAUCAAGUAGUGAACCACUCGACGGAGAGAGCUACACGCAAUUGGAUUUUACGAUUUGUUUGUAACAACGACAUUUAUACUGAAGGGAAUUCGAAAAUGCUUAUUAAAUACCUCACAGCGCUCAUCCUUAUUUCCACGACCAGUGUCGUAGCUAUAAAAGAAAAACUUGAUUGUGCCGAAGGUGUCACGACUAAAACAGAUGACGCUCGAGUUGAAAUAAACUUUGCACGGAAAGAAUUUCCCACUGCACACGGAAAUGAAGAUAAAGAUAACAAAGAAGAUGGCUGUGAACACUCAAAUGGUGACCUUGGUCUACAAGAAUAUGGAGUUAAAGGAUCUCCUGCAGCAAUAAAGGAACCAGCAGUGGAACGAAUACAGCUAAGAAUGAUCUUCGGCGCCGACCGAACUCCAAAGUCCGCCUUUCAAGGAGAACAAUUAGAAACGAACCAAACCACCAUCAUGACGAUCGUUUGGUCUCCCUACGAAAAGAAGCGAUGUGAACUACAACAGUCAUCAACUGCCAACCCU